UUAGCAGUUUAUAUUUAUGAACAUAAUUGCAUUUCCAUGUUGUGUGUACUGUGGGAGAUCAGAUAUAGUGAAUGCAGGGUCCGUGGAGACCGGAUAUAGUGAAUGCAGGGUCCGGGGAGACCGGAUAUAGUGAAUGCAGGGUCCGGGGAGACCGGAUAUAGUGAAUGCAGGGGUCCGGGGAGACCGGAUAUAGUGAAUGUAGGGUCCGGGGAGACCAGAUAUAGUGAAUGCAGGGUCUGGGGAGACCGGAUAUAGUGAAAGCAGGGUCCGGGGAGACCGGAUAUAGUGAAUGCAGGGUCCGGGGACCGGAUAUAGUGAAUGCAGGGUCCGG
Messenger RNA from Staurois parvus, 331 nucleotides. Lineage: Eukaryota; Metazoa; Chordata; Amphibia; Anura; Ranidae. The record is from the annotation of a GenBank genome assembly.